UGUGACGCAGUUUUAUGGAAAUGGCCAUUUUCAAAAGAAAUGGUUCUCUCCCUCCCCUCUUGGUUCAACUGUAUAAAGCAGUGAAAGUCUGUUCUCUCUUGAACUUCUCUCAGAAUGGAGUCAGUGCUGAGAUAUCUGGACUGGAAAUCAGUGGGCUUGGCCCUGCUGGGGGGUCUGAUCUCUCUGUUUCUGCUGGAGAUUUUUAGGUUGAACUCUAUCAGGAGCAGCUGCCCCCCUGGACCUAAACCACUUCCCUUUGUGGGUAACCUGCCGGACUUCUUCAGGGAUCGAAUGGCCUUUGUCAAAUUGAUGCCGAAAUAUGGUGAGAUGUGCUCCAUACACCUGGGCAAAAAGCAAACGAUUGUGCUGAAUAGCAUGCAGAUUUUGAAGGAAGCUUUCGUUCAGAAUGGUGCCAUUUUUUCUGGGAGACCAUCAGUGCCAUUACUACACUGGAUCCAUAGAGGGAAAGGUAUUGUGAUGGCCUCGUAUGGUCACUCUUGGAGGCAGCAGCGCCGCUUUGCUCUGCACACGCUGCGUGAUUUUGGUCUGGGAAAGAAAACUGUGGAGGAACGUGUGGCUGAGGAGGCACAUUACCUCAUCAAGGAGAUGCUCAAACAAGAAGGGAAGCCUUUUUAUCCCAUCCACCUGUUUAUGAAUGCCGUUUCCAACAUAAUCUGCUCCAUCAUCUUUGGAGACCGCUUCGAUUAUGACAACAAGAGCUUUGCUACGCUGCUAGAAAUUCUGAAUAAAAACGUUCUGCUUUCUGGAUCAGCCGUGGGACAGAUAUUCAACUUGGUCCCAUUUAUAAAGUACUUUCCAGGGCCGCACCAGAGGAUACGGGAGAACGCCAGUGCCUUAAGAGAAUUUAUCCUUGAAAUUGUGGAGGAGCACAAGAAGACUUUGGACCCUGACAACCCCCGGGACUUCAUUGACGCCUACUUGAUUGAGAUGACCAAGCAGCAAGAGUCGAAGGAAGACUCUACAUUCCAUGUGGAGAACAUGAUAAAGUCGACCUCUGAUCUCUUCUCUGCUGGAACAGAAACUACAGCGAAUACUCUCAGAUGGGGCCUCAUUUACAUGAUGAACCACCCUGACGUGCAAGAGCGCUGUCAUGAGGAGAUCGUUCGGGUGCUGGGUUUUGACCGUCCUCCCUGCAUGGAUGACCGCGCAAGGCUCCCGUACACUUGCGCUACUGUUUAUGAAAUCCAGCGCUAUGCCAACAUCAUUCCUCUUGGUCUGGUGCACAUAACCACAGAACCAACGCAGCUACGAGGAUACCACCUGCCUGCGGGAACAGAUGUCUGGCCCAACUUAACAGCUGUCAUGACCGACAAAGAGCACUGGAAGUACCCGGACACGUUCAACCCAGAGAACUUCCUGGAUGAGAAGGGACAGUUCUGCAAAAACGACUACUUUCUGCCCUUUUCUCUGGGUCCGAGGGUGUGUCUGGGUGAGACUCUGGCCAGAACUGAGCUCUUCAUCUUCUUCACCUCUCUGCUCCAGCGGAUAAAGUACUCAUGGCCUCCUGGGGCUCCACCGUACAACACGGAAGGCAUAGUGGGUGUGAUCCGCUCUCCAUUGCCCUUCAAUACAAUCUGUCUCAGCAGAGAGACCACCCCCUGAAUCACAUCCACAUGGUCCGGCUUUACAUGUAAAUGUUCAGUACUAGAUCUGGAGGACUCCAAUUGCAGAACUAAAAGCUCAUUAUGAAGCUCUGAUUUAUACUUUGGAUUAAUGUACAUGAUCUUGCACCAAAUUAAUAAGCACAACAGUUUGUCUUUUUAUCUGUUAUACCUAACAUGCAGUUUAAAAUGUGUGCUAUUUUAAUAAUAGUUAUGUGAUUCUUUCAUCUCUUUUAUGCAGUGUACAUGUCUGUGUUAUUUUUUUAUGAAUGCACUUCUAAUAUUCUUUUCACAAUUUUAUUUAAGCAUUUGCCAGACUGCUACUGAUCACUUUGGAGAUUUAUACUGCCUGUUCUGCUUGUUAUAGUUCUGCUUAGAGGUUUUACAUAACCUGAAUUUCUUUGAAAAUAUGAAUGAUCUUGAAACAUGAAUGUAAUUUACAUUCCUGUGUUUGCCUGAGUAAAUUACACCCAAGUUUAAAUAGUUACAAAGUUUGAAAUAGUUAUUAAGGGUAAGUUUUUGUUUGACUGUAAUUAGUGUCUGUGUAUAAAUAGCCAAUGAAUUUCUCAGCUCUUGAGUGACCCCUGCACAUUUCAUCUAGGACUGCACUGACUUUGCUGGACCACUGAGCCACGUGAAAGGCAAAAAAAAAAAAAAACUGUCAAAUGACCUACAAGAAAAGGUAGAUGAAAUCAGAAAAUUUGAAAAUGCUAAUCAUUAGUGUCCAAAAGUGGGAAAUUAGCGGUUCUGUUGAUACAAAAACACAGUCAAGUCAAAUCAAAUCGUGUUUGUCACAACACAUUUACA
Pygocentrus nattereri (red-bellied piranha) is the source of this 2429-nucleotide messenger RNA. Its product is annotated as cytochrome P450 2H2-like. Gene Ontology annotation, molecular function: iron ion binding; oxidoreductase activity, acting on paired donors, with incorporation or reduction of molecular oxygen, reduced flavin or flavoprotein as one donor, and incorporation of one atom of oxygen; heme binding. The record is from RefSeq and is a predicted model, not a curated record. Gene Ontology annotation, biological process: xenobiotic metabolic process. The transcript is spliced from 9 exons. Gene Ontology annotation, cellular component: cytoplasm; intracellular membrane-bounded organelle. The coding region runs from base 115 to 1623 and encodes 502 amino acids. NCBI's taxonomy places the organism in Eukaryota, Metazoa, Chordata, Actinopteri, Characiformes, Serrasalmidae.